AUGCCGGAGGCUGACCAGAAUAAUCGUAACCGCUCGGGUCUCGGGAACUCCCGAUUUGAAAUAAAUUUUCGUCGCUUGCUCAAGGUGUGUGAAGCUCACACAGCGAAGUUCGUGAAAGCGAUCGAAAUUAAUUCCGAAGAAGCCGACGUAUUUCCGUCAUGGAGACUGAGCAAGUAUAUUGGUACGCUUGAAGGGUUGCUGGAAGAAAUGAAGAAAGGCGCAUCAGAGCUCUACAUUGUUGACAGCGUGGAUGCCGACGUUCUCAAGGAAAAUGAGAAAAAAGUCAAGUACCUAAGGAGCGUGUGUCCUGUUUACGUCGGAGCUUUUUCAUCAGCGUCUGCAUGCGACGACGACGACCAUUCGCCGAAAAAGCUAUCCCCGUUGACCGAUUCGUCCCUGGUGAUGUCUUCUGGGCACUUUUCUCCGCGCGGAGUGCAACAAGCGCCGGAUACCCCUACUGGUCGAGUGAUUGAAAGCACGUUACGGGCGACGUUGGAGGAGAGUGCGAGACGAGAGCUGAUAGGAGAUCCGUUCCCGGAAACUGGGCUACGAAAUCGCCACAACGCCGGGAUGUCGAAUGAUGUGGACGCCAUUCUGAGUGCGCAUCAAGCGGAACAAGAUCGUGUGGCCGAAGAGAUGCUUCAUUUGGCGCAAAGCUUGAAAGAACAGUCUCAGGCGGCGAAAGCUAUCAUCUGCAAGGAUAAAGAU
Notodromas monacha is the source of this 708-nucleotide messenger RNA. Lineage: Eukaryota; Metazoa; Arthropoda; Ostracoda; Podocopida; Cyprididae. The record is from the annotation of a GenBank genome assembly.